Messenger RNA from Durotheca rogersii, 1875 nucleotides. RefSeq names its product putative serine dehydratase domain-containing protein. The record is from RefSeq and is a predicted model, not a curated record. NCBI's taxonomy places the organism in Eukaryota, Fungi, Ascomycota, Sordariomycetes, Xylariales, Xylariaceae. The transcript is spliced from 3 exons. Gene Ontology annotation, molecular function: D-serine ammonia-lyase activity. Gene Ontology annotation, biological process: D-serine catabolic process. The coding region runs from base 191 to 1729 and encodes 512 amino acids.
CGCCCCGGACCCGUUAGAGCUGGUUAUACCUACCUGCCUACGAUGCAUCACCUGUGGGAUCGACCCGCACGGAGACCACCUGUUUCCCAGUUCUGCUGAGCUACCUGAUACGAAGCCCGUUCCAAGAGACUUUAACCCUCUCCCCAAGACAUCAUCGGUUGUAGGCGCGGACACGAAGCGAAAAUCAUCAAUGGCCGUGCAGUUUUCCAAGGACUCCCUCCGCGCCCAGUUCGUGGGCAAGAGCCUCUAUGAGGUUCCCACCCCGGCUGCCGUCUUGGAUCUGGCCAAGGUCGAGGAGAAUUGCAACAUGAUGAUCGAAGCUGCACGGCGACUGCAGCUGAGCUGGAGAGCUCAUGUCAAAACUCACAAGACCGAAGAGCUGACGAGAUUGCAAGUCAGAGACGCGAGUCCGUCGCCGGUCAAUCUCAUAGUCUCCACUAUCGUCGAAGCCGAGAAGGUUGUCCCCUUACUGAAGGAGUAUCAGGAGAAAGGCCGGCAGGUGAACGUUCUGUAUUCCUUUCCCCUCUAUGGAUCCUGCGUCGACCGGCUGGGCCACGUCUCCGCCAAGCUCGGGCCCGACGCGCUUGUCGUCAUGGUCGACCACGCCGAACAGGUGCCCCACCUCGCGUCCCUAGCCGCCAAGUCGGGGGGCCACGUCCCUCUCGUCUUCCUCAAGGUCGACGUUGGGUCACACCGCGCGGGAGUCAUCCCGGGUACGUCUGACUGCGACUCCGCGAUCGACGCAUUGUUGCGCGCCGAGGCCGCCGGAUCGUGCCGUCUGCUGGGCUUGUACAGCCAUGCCGGCCACUCGUACGCCACGCGCCGCGACUGGGAGGCGAUGGGGAUUCUGAACGCCGAGUUCGAAACCCUGAGGAAGGUCGCCGUCUUGGUCCGGGACAAGCGGACUGGCAACCAUCCGCCGCUCGUGCUGUCCGUCGGGGCCACCCCGACCGUGACCACCAUCCAACAUCCCGACCUAGCCAAGACGGCUGACACCGAAACCCGCCGCAAUGGCGACGACGCCACCACCGCUGCCACUGAGAGCGGUGGCAAGACCAGCGGUGCUGACGGAACCGACGGCUCGGUUUUGUUAACGGUAGUGCCGACGGCGCACCUCAAGUCCCUCAUACAAUCGCUCAAGGCCGAAGGCUUCGUGCUCGAAGUCCACGCCGGCGUGUACCCGACGCUAGACGUGCAGCAGCUGGCGGCGCACGCCCGCGACUACGCGCACCUCAACAGCUCCAUGAUCGGGAUCACAGUGCUGGCGGACGUGGCGUCGGUGUACCGCGGCCGCGGGGGCGACGGCGGCGCCGACGAGGCCCUCGUCAACGCCGGGUGCAUCGCGCUCGGCCGCGAGCCGUGCCAGGACAUGGGCGAGGUCAAGGGCCAGGACUACGGCGGGUGGGGGAUCGUCGCGCCGUGGGGUGACGAGGCGCUGGCGCUCGCACACGCCGCCGCCCCGUCCCCGCUGCUGCCCGGCCCCCGCUUCCCCGCCGCCCACGGCGGCUGGCAGGUCGCGCGCCUCAGCCAGGAGCACGGCAUCCUGCGCUGGCAGGGGCGCCGCGCCGACGCCGUGCCCCUGCGCGUCGGCCAGCGCGUGCGCAUCUGGCCCAACCACGCGUGCAUCGCGGGCGCCGCCUUCCCGUAUUACCUCGUCGUCGACAGCCGCCGGGGCGCCGGCCGAGAGGACGAGAUCGUGGACGUCUGGGUGCGCUGGAACGGGUGGUGAGCGGAGGGCAGGCGUGUGCGGCGUUUGCGUGCAGCGGGCGAGGUAGCGAAGCGGGAUCGGCUAAGCGGGCUAUCCUAUCUAUCUAGCUAGAUGGGUGUUGUACCGGCCGAGAUGGGGGGCAUUACCAUUCUUAGAUGCUCAUUCAU